This is a messenger RNA of Andrographis paniculata, 1113 nucleotides long. RefSeq lists its product as uncharacterized. NCBI's taxonomy places the organism in Eukaryota, Viridiplantae, Streptophyta, Magnoliopsida, Lamiales, Acanthaceae. The coding region runs from base 431 to 907 and encodes 158 amino acids. The record is from RefSeq and is a predicted model, not a curated record. The transcript is spliced from 3 exons.
ACAGAGGUUAAGACAAAUGAUCAAAAAGGGGAACAAUUAUAGGCCAAGUUGAUGACAGGUACAACCACCACCAAAAAGAACAAAUUGGGAUGAUUAAUAUGGAUCAAGAAAUGGACAAAAAUGCUCAUUACUACCCAAAGGCAAGUUGGGGAUUUGAUUAAUCAACAAGUUUCUUCAGGAAAACUGUCCAUAUGCAGAAUCUGGUCACGAGAAUCUCAUGGGAAAUGGAUCUUCUUCUUCCAAAUUACCUGCUCGUUUACUGUAGUGAUACUAAAGCUUAAUAUUAUAAACAGCCUGUGAAUACAACACUGCCAAACUCCUUUAAUAGCAAUAAUUGGAGACAUGUGGAGAGAAAGAAAUCAUUAUCGAAGACUCUUCUGUAUAUAUACAUAUAUAUAGAAGAAACACUUCAGAAUCUUGUAAUCCUGUUAUGGCUAUGAUGUUGAAAUUUCUGCUAUAUCUGUUGGUCUUUCGUUUGGCUGCAGCUGCAUCUAUGUCCAUUCAUGAUCUGCUAAAAAGCAGGGGAUUGCCAGCCGGGCUUUUUCCGAGGAAUGGCGUAAAAUCCUAUGAGCUCGGGGAAGAUGGGCUGCUGCAAGUCUACUUGGACAGGCCUUGUGUCGCCAAGUUUGAGACGAGAGUGCAUUUCGACAGUGUUGUGACAGCAAAUCUUAGCUAUGGGGGAUUGAUUGGAGUUAAGGGACUGUCUCAAGAAGAGCUGUUUUUGUGGCUGCCUGUUAGGGACAUCAUAGUUUUCGAUCCUUUGUCUGGGCUUAUUUUGUUCGACAUUGGAUUGGCUUACAAACAGAUGUCCUUUUCGCUGUUUGAGGAACCCCCCGUCUGCAGUCCUCAAGGUAGACUCUCGGAGGAGAAUCCUCGCCAUGAUUCGGAUCAUGAAGUUCAGAGAUGAAGUUUUGAAUUAUAUGGAAUCCUGCUGCAGCCUAGGUCUGUUAUUGUUGCUAUUACCAUUUUCUGUUUCUUGUCAUCGAUUUGCAGAAUGUUUCGAAAAGUUAAGAAGGAAGAGUGAUGUUUCCAAGCAUAUUGGAUUUCGAUGUUGUAUAAAGUUAAAGAUGUUACUAACUUUUCGAAGCUCCCAAUGCAUCUUUACUAAUCUAA